AUGGGCUGGAUCCGCGACACGACCGUAGAGGUCGCUAGUCAACCAAGAUACCCGUUGAAAAUAGCAGUCUGUGCAGUCUCCACCCCACUGGCGAUCAUGGUCGUCGUUCUCCGAGGAUAUCACUGUCUACAUAUCAACCCUAGGGGACGACGCAGCUUCUACAACCUCUGCUUGUCCUUAGCUUCUGCUAUCGCGUACAACGCUAUCGUAAUUGCUAAGACACGUCUUGGCUUGGGUUUGCCACAGACCAGUUUCCCAGAGGUCAAUGUAGAGCGUUAUGCUCGUCUUGAUCUGGUAGGAAGGCUGAUGUACAUAUUGGCCAAAGCGGGUUAUAACCUGGCCCUGAGCUUUACUGCGUUGGAAUAUCUUGCGAACGCGAAUUUGCCCACUUAUCACCGGAUGAUAUGGCUUGCGAUAAGUGUUGUUGCCGCGAGUCAUCUUUCAUCAGUUCUGAUCCUACUACUAUAUUGCCGACCGACCGAGAAAGCAUGGAUACCCAGAACUGAGGGACGAUGCCUUGAUAUCGGACCUCUAUUGUAUGGAACUUCUGCUACAACGCUCACCUGCAACAUGAUCGCAGUGAUCUUACCGAUUCGCAAGCUCUGCAGUCUACAGUUGACAAGGAGUAGACAACUCAAUAUCGUCAGCUUUAACCUUCUCGGGCUCUUGACUCCUAUCUGCUCUGUGAUACGCAUAUGCCAAAUCGAGGCAAUGCUCAGACACGGAGAUGCAUCUAUGUUCACCAUCUGGGGGGUUGUGGAGCUCUGCGUCGGGGUGAGUGCAGACCAAGUGUUUCUUACGUAA
Molecule: messenger RNA, 804 nt
Organism: Aureobasidium namibiae CBS 147.97
Lineage: Eukaryota; Fungi; Ascomycota; Dothideomycetes; Dothideales; Saccotheciaceae
Exons: 3
Coding region: 1-804 (267 amino acids)
Source: RefSeq, a predicted model, not a curated record